Messenger RNA from Colletotrichum orchidophilum, 831 nucleotides. RefSeq names its product enoyl-CoA hydratase/isomerase. The transcript has a single exon. Gene Ontology annotation, molecular function: delta(3)-delta(2)-enoyl-CoA isomerase activity; enoyl-CoA hydratase activity. The record is from RefSeq and is a predicted model, not a curated record. Lineage: Eukaryota; Fungi; Ascomycota; Sordariomycetes; Glomerellales; Glomerellaceae. Gene Ontology annotation, biological process: fatty acid beta-oxidation. Bases 1 to 831 code for a protein of 276 amino acids. Gene Ontology annotation, cellular component: peroxisome.
AUGGACUCCCAAAACCCCCUCUUCACAAUCCCCAUUCCCAAAUUCGGCGCCCACGAAGGCGGCACAAUAGUCUGCACCACCCCAGCACCCCUCGUCUACCUCCUCACCUGGUCCUCCCCCCCAGAUAACCGCCUCACCACCCCCUUCUGCAGAGCCCUCCUCGCCGCCCUCGACAUUAUAGAAUUCGCCCACCCCGUCGGCGUCCUCGUCACCACCUCCGCCAUUCCCAAAUUCUACUCAAACGGCCUCGAUCUCGAACACGCCUUCGCCACAAAGGGCUUCUUCCCAGACACCCUCUACGCCCUCUUCAAGCGCCUCCUCACGUACCCGAUGCCCACCGUAGCCCUCAUCCCCGGUCACGCCUUCGCCGGCGGCUUCAUGACCGCAAUGCACCACGACUACCGCGUCAUGAACCCGCAAAAGGGCUUCCUCUGCAUGAACGAGCUCGAGUUUGGCGCGCCCCUGAAAUCGCCCAUGUCCGCCAUCUUCCGCAUCAAAUGCGCAUCCCCAAAAAUUUACCAGGACAUCGUCCUCGAGGCCAAGCGCUUUCCCGGCCCCGCCGCCCUCGAGGCCGGGCUCGUCGACGCGCUGGGCGGCCUCGACGAGGCGCUCAAGCUGAUUGCUAACCGCAAGCUGACCGAGAGAGGCAAGUCUGGCGUCUACGCCGUGCUCAAGAUGGAGAUGUGGAAGGAGAGCGCGUACGUGCUCAGCAAGGAGAACUACGAGAGCGAAGAGAAGAUUUGGGAUCAGAGGGAGGAUCUCGAAAAGAAAAGGGUCGCCGCUGGGAAGAAGUUUGCACAAGAAUGGAAGGCCGGCAAGGCCAAGUUGUAA